This is a messenger RNA of Purpureocillium takamizusanense, 2790 nucleotides long. RefSeq lists its product as uncharacterized. The record is from RefSeq and is a predicted model, not a curated record. Gene Ontology annotation, molecular function: chloride channel activity. Gene Ontology annotation, cellular component: cortical endoplasmic reticulum. NCBI's taxonomy places the organism in Eukaryota, Fungi, Ascomycota, Sordariomycetes, Hypocreales, Ophiocordycipitaceae. The coding region runs from base 1044 to 2609 and encodes 521 amino acids. The transcript is spliced from 4 exons. Gene Ontology annotation, biological process: chloride transmembrane transport.
GAGAGAGCUUGGGGUCGGAGGCUGUCCGUGAGCCUGACCUUGACCCUGAGGAUUACUUCACAACAACAAAGAAAAAGAACGAUAUCGUCUUUGGGCUGGAAAUUGCCACGCGUCGCUCGCUUUCCCCUCCGUCGUCCCACGAUUGUGCUCUCAAGACUCAAUUUGAAUGCAUGGAGCGACACCUGCGACACCUGCCUCAACCGCCAUCAACCGAUCGUGGACCCCUUCACGCGCACCGCACCGAUCUAGGAGCCGCCGCUUGUGAAGGGUCCCUUCGGCCGGUGCCGCCGCAACAACAACCCGCACCUGGCUGAACGGCGGGUAAUGGACAUCAUGUCCGCCACAACAAGUCCCGCGACCCAACAAUCCAACGGCCGGCUGCGGCUGCCGCCACCGCCCCGAGUCUCCGAUCCAGACAGCGGCACACGGUCGGCCGAGCAGACGUACAAUGACACGUACGUUGUCGCUUAUGACUUUGGCAGUCUCGAUUACGAUGUGGCAGCCAAAGAGUUCAGCGCGCUGCUCGACAGCCUCGAGGCGGCUGGGCUGCACACAGAAGUGCGCCCUAGCUUCGAGAAGACCAUGCUCGUGUUUGUCAAGGCGCCCGAGCAGCUUCUGGGCAACACAGUCUACAAGUCGAGGGUGAGGGACUGGCUCUACAGCAUCACGCAAGUCCGCCCUGAAGGCGACAAAAACACCGCGGUUCGCGCCUGGUACGAGGCUGAGGACCUCUUGGCCAUGCAUCAUCUCGUGGCCUGGCCGAAAGAGCUUGGGGGCGCCGGCAUCACCCCCGAGACGGGCCGAUGGGAAAACGUCAAGGCUAUUUUCCCGCUGCACAACGAGCGCGAGAAUCAAGUGCUCUUGAGACACCUCAGCCGACGUCUGGUGCUCACGGUCGACGACUUUGACAAGAUUCGCGACCUGCUUGGCGCAAAGGUAGGGUGUGCGUGCGCAUCUAAAGACACCUGGAGACGCGGCUGACAGCAGUCUGGUGCUACUCCACGCAGGUUGCAUUUUACUUUGCCUUUAUACAGACGUACCUGAUGUUCUUGACGUUUCCGGCCCUCACCGGCGUCAUUACGUGGCUUUUCCUAUCGCAAUACUCGCUCGCGUAUGCCAUCCUGACGAGCAUUUGGUGCUCCGUCUUCCUCGAGUACUGGAAAGUCCAAGAAGUGGACCUAAGCAUCCGAUGGAAUACACGAGGGGUCAACAAGUCUAAAACCAACCGGCCCGAGUUCAAGUACGAGCGAAUCCUCGUCGAAGCCAAUGGCCGGGUAAGGCAUUACUUUCCCAAGUGGAAACACGUCGCCCGACAGCUUCUCCAGAUCCCGUUCAUCGUAUUGGCGACCAUUGUUCUGGGCGCCAUCAUUUGCUGCGUCUUUGCUGUCGAGAUACUCAUCUCAGAGGCGUACAAUGGCCCCUAUCAGUUCUAUCUGGAAUACUUGCCUACGGUGCUCUUGGCCGUGGCGAUUCCGUACAUGAGCUCAUCCCUCGAGGGCGUUGCCGAGGCGCUCACACAAUACGAGAACCACCGGACCGCCGACCAGCACGAGAUGUCGCUGACGCAAAAGAUCUUCCUGCUCAACAUCAUCACCAACUACCUGCCCAUUCUGCUGACGGCGUUUGUAUACGUCCCGUAUGGACACGUUGUGGUGCCCAGCUUGAAGCGCAUCCUGCAGCGUCUGUUGCCCAGUCUCGAGACGCGCCUGUCGGCAGAGGCGUUCCGUUCCGACCCGAACAGGCUACGAAACGAGGUCAUUGCUCUCACUGUCACCGGACAGCUAUCUAGCUUCUUCGAAGAGAACGUUCUGCCGCUCAUCAAGCACAAGUUUCUUGGCUGGCAUCGUGCCUACCGCAGGGCACAUUCCAAGGACGCCAUGCUCCUACGCCUGACAACGGACGACCCCGACGAACUCGACUUCUUGAAGACGUGUCGAAAUCAGGGCACAUUGCCACAGUAUAACGUGCAGGACGAUAUUGCCGAGAUUGUUCUUCAAUUCGGCUACCUGGCGCUCUUUGCACCGGUGUGGCCACUCAUUUCCCUCGGGUUUCUCAUCAACAACUGGAUCGAGCUUCGAUCGGACUUUGCCAAGAUAUGCUUUGAGCACAGACGCCCAGCUCCCACCCGCGCAGACGGCAUCGGGCCAUGGGUCCAGUCGCUGGAGAUGCUCACGUGGUUGGGCAGUAUCAUCACGGCCGCGGUGGUCCAUCUCUUUGGCUCUGACGCCCACAAGCCUCACUGGGCGACGCUACCCGUGACCAUCUUCGUCAGCGAGCACAUCUUGCUCGUGCUGCGCUCCCUGGCGCGAUGGAUCUUUGAGAGGUUUGGCUCCGAGCAGAUUCGCAAGGAGCGCGACGAGCGAUACGCCAGGCGCUUGUCGUACCUGGAGACAAUGGAAGCGAAUAGACAGGCCGGGCUGCACCUCAGCCCUGCCGAGAAGGAGAGGAGGAAAUCGGUGCUUGUUCUGGGCUCUUAUAGCUUCUGGAGGAAGCAGGUGGAUGAUGGCAUGAGCGCCGCGGCCGGUCUCCGGCUCAUCAACUUGGCCAAGGAAUGGGACGCGGAGCACGCCGACAUUGCUGAAGAAAAAAAGAAGAAGAAGAGGAAGUGAUGAAGCUGGUCAUCCUCAUAAGUAAACUAAGACCGUAGCUACCUGAGGGAGCAGAGGACCCGGACAAUGGUAACAGUAGUCCUGCAGCUCAGGAUGGGCUCGCCUAAGCUAAGCUUCCACUGGCAUCUUUGCGUUUCUCAAAGGUAACUCUGUGGCCUUGUGGUCAUCGCCCAGAAGAGAC